AUCCGAAUAUUCCUCCACCCAGCCAAUCAGAUCGCAGCUGCGGAAGCUACCAAAAUGGCGCCGUCUUUCCCGCCACUCUACCGGAAGUGAUCAUAGAAUCGGAAACGCCUGUCCCCGGACUGACGACAGCGAUAAAAGGGAGACUAACUAAACGUGCGGUCAACAUCGUUAUCGCUGUCUGCAACGUCGUCUUCAACGUCAUGAUGAACGUCUCGCUGCCCAUUGUUGCUGACGCCAUGAUCAGCGCCGGCGGAGAUCCUUUCAUCUUGCUCGUUGGCGUCGGCUUUAUUUUUCCUUUCGUUUUCGGUUUGCUAAUUAUGAUAAUGAGAUGCACGCUGAUCCCGAGCCUCAGUCUGAAGCCGUGCGCCGGCUGGAGGGUUCUCCUAUUGGUCGGGUUUCUCGUCACGAUGAACGGAAUCAUGGUGGUGUUCGCCAGUGACUCCAGCAGGACCCCGCCCUACCUCCAGGCGAUUCUACAGACCACCAUCAUCCCCUACACGGUCGUGUGUCGAUAUCUCAUCCUUCGAAAAGGUAUCAGUUUACGUCGUCUUGUUUGUACUAUCGUUGUACUGGUUGGACUCUUCAUCACGACGGAGCCACAGAUCUGGGGGCUGGACGGAAGCGGUGGAUCGUCUUCCGGAUCCAUCUCUGCGAUAAACCGAGUAGUGUGGCCCAUGAUAUUCGCCCUGGGCUUCCUGCCUGUCGGGAUCUUCGGCGUCAUCUGUGAGAGGGAGCUGCAGAAAGAACAGUCAGGUUCUUUGACGUUCAUUUUCUGGACACAGAUUUACCAGUUCAUAACCAUUGUGCUGAUGUUCUGGGUUGACUUCAUACCCUGGUUUGGCAUGGCUUCUAAUCCAUCAGAGUUUUUGGAUCGUCUGAAAUCCGGACUGGGCUGUAUGUUCAGCUCUGGAACAGAGUGUUACGGACUGGCGGGAAAGAUAUGGGUCUUUGUCAUCGGCUAUUGUCUGGGCAACCUUUUCCAGAUGCUGCUCAUCGAAUACGCCGAGGGCGCCGUCUACGCCGUCGUUGUCCAGUCGAUCGUGACGCCGGUGGCGACGAUUUUCUGGACGCUGUUCAAAUACACCGCCGCCGACGACCACUUUUUCUGGAUGCCGGAGUUCAACAUUACGACGGGGUUCACGAUGGCCGGACUGGUGAUAAUCGUGCCCACGGUGGUCAUAUACAAUUAUUUCAGUAACCAAGAGGCUAAAGAAAAUGUGUCCCAUAACCGUGAUAUUCAGAAAGAAUCUGUUAGCUGA
Gigantopelta aegis is the source of this 1259-nucleotide messenger RNA. RefSeq lists its product as uncharacterized. The record is from RefSeq and is a predicted model, not a curated record. The transcript is spliced from 4 exons. NCBI's taxonomy places the organism in Eukaryota, Metazoa, Mollusca, Gastropoda, Neomphalida, Peltospiridae. Bases 201 to 1259 code for a protein of 352 amino acids.